AUGAUAAAAACACUUUCAAAUUUCUUCACUUUCUUCCAAAGUUCACAACUUUCACACGAUUUGGACACUUACUCACAAGAUUUGGUCAAUUUAUUCACAAAUUACACAAAUUCUUUCACACAAAUGUUUAAACAGUCGAUGGAUAACUGCAAAUUACUUUUAAUUUUCCACCACUCUCCCAGAAAUCCUCAAUCUUCUCAAAUGCUCAUUCAGCUUCUCCAAAAUCUCGAGAUUGUGGAAUCAAUAAACAAAAAUUACUACUUCUACGUGUCAAACGUCAACACCAUCACUGGUAGAAAGUUGGAAGAGCUCCACGCGAUCUCGGAAUUCCCGUCUGUGUCUGUUGUUUUCCCAUUUAACAGUUCCACUGGUCAAUUACUCACCGUUCUGCCCUACUCAUCAAUAACUGCAAAUGAACUCAAUAAAAUCUCAUACCAAUACAAUCCUCUCUUUGUUGAGAUUAUCCAACGAAAGAAUGAAGAGACCCAACGACAACGUGAGCGUGAAGAACAAGAGGCAGAGUACCAAAAAGCACUUCUUCUCGCAAAGCAACAGGAAGAACUCAAAGCCCAAGAAAAUGAGAAAAAAAGAAAAGAGCUUGAAGAGUCUCAAAAGUCAAGCGAGAUUGCAAAGCAGAACGAGAUUCAAUCACAACUCCUCAAAACUAAAAUGAAAGAUGACAUGUUGUCAAAAAAAGCGUUUUUCGAAAAGUUGGCGGAACCAACCGGCUUAAAUGUGUCUUCGGUCAUGGUGAGAUUCCCAAACGGGACAAAGGUCAAAAGGGUGUUCAACAAAUCCGAUAAAAUACAGUUGCUGUACGAUUGGGUGGACUCUAACCAGUCCGCCACACGCGACUACUCCCUCAUCAAGACGCUGACCAAACACAAGCUCUUAGACAAGUCAAAGACCUUUGACGACGAGCAGUUAUGCCCAUCUGCGAUGCUUGUUUUAGAAAUUAAUUGA
Entamoeba invadens IP1 is the source of this 963-nucleotide messenger RNA. RefSeq lists its product as hypothetical. NCBI's taxonomy places the organism in Eukaryota, Evosea, Mastigamoebida, Endamoebidae. The record is from RefSeq and is a predicted model, not a curated record. Gene Ontology annotation, molecular function: ubiquitin binding. The transcript has a single exon. The coding region runs from base 1 to 963 and encodes 320 amino acids. Gene Ontology annotation, cellular component: endoplasmic reticulum.